CUCGGCAAAAUUGUUGCAAAUUCGGUCACACCGUUCAACAGUUUGGAAUUAUCAUCUGAACAAGUUCCACGCUAAGACGUUGUCUGUUAUGAUUCAGUACAUUUGGAUCUUUCUACUGUUUGGUUCAACGUACGUUUCAAUAAUGGAUAGCGCGUUUACAUUCUCCAAUGUCACUCAAGUCUCCACUUCUACCAAUGCUGUAGGCGAUAAACGCUUGAUCGACGAAUACUCAAAUGCUAAUCGCAGUGCACGAGAUACCAGAUUGCUCAAAGGUGAAACUAUGGGUGGUUUGAAAAACUGCGAAAGUUUCGAAAUCGGAGAUAAAAAUAAACGAGAAUUUUAUUCGCCUAAUUAUCCAGAAACAUAUCCCGGUAAUUCUCAAUGCACCAGAAAAAUUGUCGCCGAUUCCAUAAACGAGCAAGUAGUCGUCGAUUUUCGUGAUCAAUUUGCUAUAGAGCCGAGUGAAAAUUGUAAAUUUGACCAUUUAGAAAUACGAGACGGAGCUUACGGGUAUUCUCCUGAGAUCGGGAAAUUUUGCGGAUAUGAAUUUCCACCUUAUAUUAAAUCUUCGGGAUCGGCAUUAUGGUUGAGGUUCAAAAGCGACGAAAAUAUCGAAUAUACUGGAUUUCGAGCAGUAUAUUACUUCGAACCGAGAAAGGAUAAUCUUCCCGACCAACCUGAAGAACCUUGCGUUGUUAAUAAAACCGAAGAAGAUGAAUUAACCAAAAAAGAAGAGGAUAGAUUCAUCCUUUCUCAUGAAGAUAUUCCUGAAGAAUUUAAGGCCAAAUCAAAUAAAAGUGGAAUUGAUUGCAUGUUUAAUUUACAUGUAGGAGAGAAUAAAAAAGUUUCAUUGAGCUGGGAUUCGUUCAGUUUGCAAUAUCCGAACGACUGCGAAUUGAAUUACGUUUAUAUUCUAGAGGAAAAUGCCGAUACGAUUAAACAAACAUUUUGCGGAGCUGCAGCUGAGCCGAUUAUUUUCGAUAGCAGUUUGAUGCGUAUUCAAUAUGUCGUAAAGAAAAGCGCCAUCAAUUCUACUUUCAAGGCACAUUUCACUCCUUUCAGAUUCUCAUCGAAUUGUACCAAUAAUGAGUUUAACUGCCAAGAUGGUUAUUGUAUUCAUAAUGAUUUUCAAUGUAAUAAGAUUGCCAACUGUUUAACUGCUUCUGACGAAGAUGAAGAGGAAUGUGCGAAAAGAAGAGAACUACCUUUCUGGGAUCAAGUAACCAAAUCGGAGAUGCUGAUUAUUCUAAUUGUAUUUUUCUUAAUUUUAUUCGGGAUGUGUUUCACUUUGAUAUACAAUAUCGUCAGGAAAUUGAUUCACGAUUUUAGCGUUAUCAAGGAACAAGUGAACCAGUCGAGAGAAAGCCAGUUGGAUCAGCUGGGUAGGAAAACUCCAACGGCUACUUUGCUCACGCCGGUGGUUACUGUGUUACCAAAUUUACCCGAUAAUUUAGUCAACGUGACUGAAAUAACUGCCAGUAUAAAUAUUCGCGAAUCAAUACGAGAAGAAGAAGACGAGCACAAUUGUUACGUUCCUACCGAACAUACGUUUCCAAAUUUAAUCAGGCGAGAAUCUGGGUUCGAAAGAAUAAACGGUGGUCCGGAAUAUCAUCAUCGUACGUGUCAAACGCGUCGCGAUUCCAGUCGAGCGAACGGCGAUGAAGAAGAAGACGGUCUGGUGACACACAGCGGCGACUCAACGAGCUAUAUGCCGGAGAUGCGUGAUAACGAAUGUCAAACUCGAGAAAGUCUUUUUUACAACACUUCAACGUCCGAUUCGACGACGGCAAACAAAAGUACGAGCUUAUCGCCGUCGCCUCCACCGCCUUGCACGAUAAGAAGAAGCCAUAUCAAAGCAGCGAAUAAUGCUCGAGUGCAGCCACCGACGACUGCGCCGCCGAUAGGUUUUACCACUUUCGGUUACAAGAAUAAUCAAAAACCGGAUAAAACGGGUAAACAUUCGAAAGAGCAUAAAUUUCGAGCCGAAGCUGUGAUAGAAAUGGAAAGGUUCAAGUCGCCGAAACACGACACCUCGAGCACCGACAGCAGACCGAGCCGUCCGUACAGCGUGCAAUCUACCAAAUCUGCGCCAGAUGUAAUUGUAACGCACUGACAAAGAUGACAGGCCGAGUGGGAACCUUAUAAAAGGCGACAACCUCGGCCGUACUUGAAAACCAUCGGUGAAUUUUUACCGCUGUCACGAUCAAAAUCUUUGGUCAGCAUAAAGGAUAGCGUGGCGCAGUGCAAUAUCGCCGAACAAUGAUAGAGUAUUGGUAUUUUUCAAUUGAAAUUGAAAAAUACCACCGAUGAGAAAAUUUUUUGCAUCGAACGAUACUGCCAUUUUUUUUUCAAUUCGCAUACGUGAUUCAUUUACCCGUUCCCCGCCUUAUAUAUUUUUCUAAUACUAAUCCUUUUUAAAAC
Messenger RNA from Planococcus citri (citrus mealybug), 2421 nucleotides. It is a transcript of the gene Neto, whose product is annotated as Neuropilin and tolloid-like. The record is from RefSeq and is a predicted model, not a curated record. Gene Ontology annotation, molecular function: protein binding. Bases 89 to 2113 code for a protein of 674 amino acids. NCBI's taxonomy places the organism in Eukaryota, Metazoa, Arthropoda, Insecta, Hemiptera, Pseudococcidae. The transcript is spliced from 10 exons.